This is a messenger RNA of Mesorhabditis spiculigera, 588 nucleotides long. Lineage: Eukaryota; Metazoa; Nematoda; Chromadorea; Rhabditida; Rhabditidae. The record is from the annotation of a GenBank genome assembly.
AUGUACACCUCGGCCGACGGGACGAAUCUGCCGAUUUCGAAUGACGAGAACUUCUACAAGGCGCUCGAUGACAACGAGAAGCUGCUGCGUGUGGUCGUCCAGAAUAAAGCAGAGUCGCUCGAGGAGCGCUUCGGCUACGGUCUCUCCGAAACGACGUUGCGAAAGAAGAAAAAUAUCAGCAUCAGCGCCCCGCAGGAUUUUCGAAGGGUCUCCUCUAUCAUCGACACCGAUAUUCUGCCCCCAGAAAUCGUCCGCGUUCGCCUAUGCAAAUUUCACACGAACCUACCGCUUGGGUUUUACAUUCGAGAUGGCCUCUCCGAGCGCCUAACCAAUUGGGGCCCGGCCGCGGUGCCCUCAAUUUUCAUCUCGAGGCUUUUACCGUCUGGCCUCGCCGCCUCGACAAAUCUGCUCCACGAGGGCGAUGAAAUUCUCGAAGUGAACGGCAUUGAUAUCUGCAGCAAGACCCUCGACCAGGUGACGGAUAUCAUGGUGGCUAAUGCUCAAAAUCUCGUGCUCACCAUCCGGCCAGCCCAUGACUUUGUUCAUCACAAUCGCGCUAAAAAUGAUAUAUUAACUUACCGCCAAAUC